CUUUCUCUUUCUUUCUCUUUUUAAAGGGCUUUUUUUAUUCCUUUAUUACUUAUAUCUUGCUGAGCAAGCGUUAAAACUGAGUUGGUUAUAUACAUGUCUUCUAACGGAAAUCAUAAGAAACAUACACAUGCCAGAGGUUAAUUGUAGUCAUUUUUAUAAACAACUUUAUAUAAAUCAACCACAAUAGAUCUUUUAACUGAAGAACAACAACACACUUUGAGAAGCAAAGUGAAUAAAAUAGAAAAACUUCGAUCAGGUAGUUUAGUAACUGCUAUUUUCUUUUUUUUUUCUGUCUGUGUGUAUUUGUGUUUAGUAUUAUAAGCUUAUCUUUGGUGUGUAUUUAGAAAUAGUCUCGCUAUCAAAACCUCUUUUACAAUCAGGGGCGAAUUGGCCUAAACAUGUCACAACGGGUACUUUGGCGAUUUUUCAAGACGAAGAGAGUUGGAAUAGCAUCAAUAGAAUCCAUAAAAGACCAAAGAUAAUGGGAGGUAUCAAAGGAUCAUCAUGGAGUUCGAUAAAGGAUACACUCAAUUUAAAUUCAGAAGAUGAAAGUCAUUCAGAAAGUGAAUUGUCAACAGAUACAGUCAAGUUUAAUACAGAUGAUAUGGUAACACUAGGCUCAAUGCCAAUGGAAGAAGAAACGAUUGUGGUGAAGUGUAGUCAUUGUCAAAGGCCUGUCCUGCCAAGCAAAUUUAGGAAACACGCAGAAACAUGCUUAGGUGAUAGAUUGAUGCCUAGUGCUUUAUCAAAUCAAGAGUAUGUGUUGAACUCAUCUGAUAAAAAGAGGAGGCUGCGUCCUGGUAGUAUCGAAGAUACAGAUACAGAUACAGAAUCAAAUGGAAAACCAAUACCUGAAAAGAAAAAAAGUAAAAAACUAAGGAGAGGAAAAGCACCCUUGGACUUGGAUAAGCAAUGUGGAGUGAUAUAUGGUCCAGAUGGCCUUCCUUGUACAAGAUCAAUAAAAUGUAAAACUCACUCGAUGAGUGCCAAACGCGCAGUAGAAGGCAGAUCUCAGCCAUAUAAUGUGCUCUUGGCAGCAUACCAAAAGAAGCCUAUUAUAAAGUCCAUUGGAAAUGAUAUUGUGCUUAAUGACUCAGAACAGCUAUUGAAGCAUCAUAAAAAACUGCAAGAAAAAUCAUUGUUAUUUCACUCUAAGCCCUCAAAAAGCGAACCACCGGUUAGACAAGGCAAGGAAGAAGAGUUUUAUAUUGAUUCUGACGAAGAGUUAGAAAGUGUGAUGCAAGCUCUUCAAUCUAGCCAACCUAGACCAUUAGCAGAAAAACACUACUCUUACACUAAACGUAAACGCCAAUGCAUCCGGUUGAGGACUAUUUUAUUAGAUGCCAUAACACCUAAAAUAGGAAUAGAAAAUGAUGGAUUUCGGCAUAGUUAAAGACAAGGAAGCACAAAAAAUGUUUUUAGCUUCAAAAAGUAUAAUUAUAUUGUACAUACAUUGCAUAAAUAAACUUGGAUUAAAAAGUAUUGAAUAUAACCCCGGUACCUGGAU
Rhizopus microsporus ATCC 52813 is the source of this 1507-nucleotide messenger RNA. Its product is annotated as SCA7-domain-containing protein. Lineage: Eukaryota; Fungi; Mucoromycota; Mucoromycetes; Mucorales; Rhizopodaceae. The record is from RefSeq and is a predicted model, not a curated record. Gene Ontology annotation, cellular component: SAGA complex. The transcript is spliced from 6 exons. Bases 482 to 1393 code for a protein of 303 amino acids.